Molecule: messenger RNA, 6367 nt
Organism: Pocillopora verrucosa
Lineage: Eukaryota; Metazoa; Cnidaria; Anthozoa; Scleractinia; Pocilloporidae
Product: epithelial splicing regulatory protein 1-like
Molecular function (GO): mRNA binding
Source: RefSeq, a predicted model, not a curated record
CUGGUUUAAUGAAUGUUCAUAAGUUUUUCUUGUCCUUUAAGGCAUCUCGCAUGUAAAUUGGCGUGGGAGUUUUAAGACACUGAACUUUCGGUUUUGUUUUCGCGAAAAAACGGAAUCUUCGAAGUAGAGUUGAUUUGGAGGGUUUUAACCUCGAUCAGAGCUGUACUGAGAUGUAAUAUCGGUGUACACUGAUGUAUCGCACCACAGCUUAAAGUGCCUUUCUAAUAAUUUAAUCUUUAAAAGCACUAUUGAAUAUCGUUGUUGUUUCAAGGGGGAAUUUAGAGAUCGUAAACACCCUCAUCGCGGGGAAUAUCAGAAACUGUAGUAUUUAAUCUUACAAGAAAAAUAAUACGAUGAUCCAGAUGAAGACAAUUCCGGCAGCUAGUUAUUUCCGUUCGUCAUCAGUGGUGAGAAGUUAGUUUUGAAAUUGUAAUUAAUCAGUGUAUUUCUUGAAUAUUGCUAUAUUUCGCCCGUAACUCGGAAGUGCGUGUUAAGGGUUGGAGAGAUUGCGUGCGUGAAAUUUUAUGGAAAUUUUCUCGUAAAGCUAAUAUAGCAGCCAUAAAGUUCGCGUGAAUUCAGGGAAUGUUUCCUUCAUUAAGGAUCUAUAUUUGCGCGCUUUUUUUGUUUAGAAGGAUUAUUGAAUGAAAAGCUUUCAAGGUAUCAUCGUACCGGCUUUCUGCUAGAUCUUGAGUCCUGAUAAUGUGAAAUCCGUGAGUUUCGUGUUUAUGUUUCACCUUGGGUUGUGCUACAUGCGUUGUAGUUGGUCAAAAUGUUCGAGUAUUGGGCCAAUGACGCGAAGUUAUGCUUCGGCUUACAAAGAAAGCUUUUCUAGAAAGUACCGUUUCAAUUUAUUUUCCCGAUCGGAAAUAGCUCUUCAAGUAUUAGUUUAUUUCACUUACUUUCCUUACAAAUAACCAACGCAGCGUGUCUCGCCUUGCGCUUGAAGAGAUGUUGUAUUCGAAUCAAUAUUCAUUCCCAAUUCCUGGUCGCUGCAAGUGUUAUGACAGAAAUUUUGGGUUUUUCGCUUAUUUAUCAAGUAACGUUCUUAAAACCUGUGUUAACAGGUGUUACCUACCAUUGCACUUAAUCUUCUCGAAAAACUGUGGAGAAAAGCAUUACAAAACAACAAUAAGAGGAAGGACUGUACCACUGGUGAAUUCUUUAGCAACGGCAAUUUACUCUGGGCACGAAACACAUCCUCUGCGAUUUUAGAGCAACUAAGGCAAACAGAAAUUAAGAGUAAUAGUCAUGCCUGGUUAGAAAUUUCAAGGUGAGAAUGCGAUAGAAAAAGAGCACAAGUGACUGUUGUACGUGUUUUUAAAAAAAAACCGUGGUUGUAUUUAUGCAAGAUUAAGGUGGAUAUGUGCCUAUUCUGGCAUCGGACCAGUUUUAGGCCAGUUCAGGUAAAUGAUGUGAUAAACAGAGACACUCGCCCUUCUCCUAUCUGUCAAAUUUUACUAACAUCAUCAGUGCCAGAAAGGCCAAUUAAAAUUUAAAAGCGUCGUUUGUGAGAAAACAGCUCGAGCUCGUCAUUAAGCGUUCUUUUCGUAGACGCGCCAACGUUGUUUAUUCUCAAAUAGCGGAGAGGGUAACUUCGUUGCCCGGGUUAAAACUCGUCUCUAGCGAGAAAACUGUUUUAGUCAGAAUUCACUCAAGCGUGGUAAUUAUUCCAAAGCCACGUGGCAUGUGGGCCAGCCCCCGUUUCUUCUUUCAGCCAAUCAGCUACCAGUAUUUGCCGGUAUCUUUAGUGACAUGUGACUAGACCCGGCUGGUUUUCUGCUCCCACUCACACUUACUCAAGAACAACAUUUCAUUGAUUCGUUCCCUAUGCAAGGGAAAACAUGGGCUCUCCCGAGCAUUUGGUGUGUUUUCACUGCACUGUCACAAGAUUGCCGUCAGGGGAAUCGGACGCCGAGGAGGAAACCAUCUCAGAGAUUUCGUGGGUUGUCGUCGACGUGAAAUCCAAUCAGCCUGGUUCCGUGCAUAGAUGUGUUGUGAAAUCGGGCCUGUCUGGAGCGAACGAAGCGUUAAAACAACCCACCAACAAAUCGCUUGUGACCAGUGAAGCUCAACAGCUCGGGGACGCGUUAGAAAAGUUUGACAACUUUGUUGAGAAGACAGUGACAUGUUCUGGGGAAAGAUGGAAUCUUGUGACAGAUGGACAAUUUCCAUUAAGACAUUACCUCCAUUUGGAAGCUAGUAGAAAGAAAACCAAAUUGUCUCAACAUUUCUACAGCUUUUAUGAUCUUAGGAAGGAAGUCAGAAAGGCACUGAAGCAUGAUUCAGACUAUAAAAGCCUUGAGGAAGUGGCCUCACAUUGUAGAAUCGAUGCUAAUAACAACAGUCCAGCGGGUCUGGAACACUGUAAACUCAUGGCAAGUGUGGUUCAGUAUCUUGUUACAGAAGGUCACAAAUUUAAGGAUCCAGAAAAGAUCAGUUCCAAGUAUGAGCCAGGAGCAUGGUAUGGUGCUUCUUUACGAACAAAAAAUCUUGGGCCUGUACUUGAUGAUACAAUCAUAAGAGCAAGGGGGCUUCCCUGGCAAGCAUCUGAUCAGGAUGUUGCAAAUUUCUUUAAAGGACUUAAUAUUGUAAGAGGUGGGAUAGCAUUUUGUUUAAAUGCACAAGGAAGAAGAAAUGGUGAAGCAUUCAUCAGGUUUGAGAAAGGGGAACACAGAGAAUUUGCAUUGAAAAGACACAAACAUCACCUUGGUACAAGAUACAUUGAGGUUUACAGAGCAACUGCACAAGAUUUCCUUAAGAUAGUGAAAGGUCCUGUUGAUGUCACCCAGAUUGCUGCUAACUUUGUAUCAAACAAAGCUGAGGUGAUCAUUAGAAUGAGAGGACUUCCAUUCAACUCAAAAGAGAGUGAUGUGAUUGAAUUUUUUGAGGAGGAUGCACCAGUUUUCAAAAGUGAUGAAGGAAUUCUCAUUGUUAGGAACAACUUUGGGAAGGCUACUGGAGAUGCAUUUGUUCUUUUUGAGACAGAGGAACAUGGCCAUGCAGCAUUGAGGAAGCACAGAUGCAUGCUUGGCUCCCGUUAUGUUGAGCUGUUCCGAAGUUCACAAAGUGAGGUUCAGCAAGUUCUAAACUCUUACAGCAAUCUCAUGCACAAUUUUCCACCAAUCAUGUUUCCACCCUUGCCACAUCAUCCUCCCUUUCACCCACCCUUCUUAAUUCCUGGGCUGGGUGUAAAUGGUAUGAAUACCAAAGACUGUCUGCGCUUACGAGGGUUGCCGUUCUCUGCAACAGUACAAGAUGUAUUAGACUUCCUAAAGGAACAUGCUGCAUUUGUAGUUCCUGGUGGAGUUCACAUGGUGUACAACACUCAGGGUCGCCCCUCUGGAGAUGCAUAUGUCCAGUUAGUAUCACCUGAAUGUGCAAAAUCUGCCACCACAGACUUGCACAGACAACACAUGGGAGAGCGAUACAUUGAAGUGUUUCCCUGCUCAGGAGUAGAUAUUGCUGCAAUUAUAACCAGCAGUACAAUGAACCAAAACAAGAUGACCUCACCCAAUAACACUCCCUACAGCCAUCCAUGUUCAUACCCCAUGACCAAUGGUGUGGUCACCAGCCCUAAUGGGACACAUAUGAAUGGACACACAGACACUGUUGGAGCUGCUACAUCAGCUUGUCGCAGUCCCACAGGAUUGUAUGUACCUCAUUCACCCACAUACUUCAACUGCAUUAUACCUCAAAAUGGCAUUGGUGGAGGGAAUGUGAGUUAUUAUCCACCUGCCAGUGCAAAUUUUAGGAUGCGCAUGUCACCAUAUUUGCCACAGCCCUAUGAAGUGAUGCCUCUCUUUCAAGGAUAUCAGAUCGCAGACUAUGGCAGGUAGUUCAAGCAGAUCACCUCUCUGGGAUCCUGCACAAAAUCAAAGCAAUCCUUAAUAGAAAAGACUGGUCCUGCUAUAUGAAAUGCUACUUGCAAAAGAUUAAAUUAGAGACAAGUUCUCAGAGCGAAACAGCUUUUGCUGCUGCUACUACUGCUGCUGAAGCAUUUGCAAUGUUUUUAGAUGCCUUCCUCUUAGUCAACAAGAAAAAAAAGUAUGACUUUAUCAUUCAGUACAUCUGAGUGAGGAAUCCAUAAUUAUUUUAGAUGUAAUGUACCUGUAAUUAUGCUGCUAACAUUCAAAACUGAUACAUUGAGUGAAAUUCAGUAUAAGAAUGUUCUAGACAUUUUUGAUGUGUCACCCUGAAAGACAGUGGUAGAAAUUUUCAUUCGACUAUGUGACCUGUGUACUACUUAUUAACAAUCAGAAUCAGGUGACUUGAUAAACACGAGUCAAAUCUUCUAAGAAACUUAGUUCAAAGGUCUGUUACUUAAACGGUAACACACCAAAAAUAAACAGAGAUAAAAAAAAUUAUGUAGUUCAUAAAAAUGCAAGCAAAAAUUUGUCAAGGAGAAGUAGAUGCCUUCAAAAUUUUUAUCAUCAGAUUGGAUGAAAAAGGAUAAUUUCUGACACCAGGUAGUUUUUAAAUAAGCCCAGCGUUUAAUUGCUGCAACAUGGAUUUCGUGCGAAGAUACCUUGACAAAUAGGAAAAAAAAAUACAAAGGAGAAAACAUACAAUACUAAUUGAAUUAUGAGAGUGAUAUUGUAUAAUUACAAUGAAUUGUAGAAAUAUGUUCAGAUACAAAUUUUAUUUAUUUUUUGCUGGAUACCCAGACUCCAGCUCAAAAUACAAUCUUUUUAGCCUCGAUACAUGGGAGAUAAUACUCCUUAACCUCUGAUGCACACAAAAUCCCAACGUCAGUGGUAAACAGUGCAAUAUCUUUUUGCAUUGUGUAAUGAUUCUGACAAAAUUGUCAAUGCAUCAAGUCACUGAAAGAUGUCAGAAGAAUUAAAUACUGAGGCAGAAAGGCUUAUUUGGCUGUCAGUGAAAUGCUGUAAAUUAGAGCAUGAUGUACCCUGACUGUACAUUAAUGUAAUUAGUAUCAAUUUAUGCUUGAUAGAUAAUCUCGUUCAAUUUAGUUUUUAGAACUUUUUAUACUAGUAACCAGUCUUAGUCAAUGAAACAUGAAUUUGCCAUGGGCUUGUUGUAAAUUGUAAUUGAAAAGUUUGAUUGACUGAAUAUUUAUGUUAAUUCCACAAUCUAACUUGUGGAGGACUUUAACCAUUCACACUUUGAAACAAAUGUUCAAAAUCUUCAACAUGAGCUGAAAGUUUGUUUCAGAACAAGUUGGUAGAUAUCAUCAUUGUUUUAAUGUAUUGAAAUUUGAUUAUUAGUAUGUAUUUGUCAUAGUAACCGUCCAAACAAGUGUGUAUUUUCAGGAAAAAACAUAAUUUAGUUCUCAGCGCUUAAAAUGUAAAUGGUUGAAUCCUAUAAUUAACAUCAGUUGAAAGUGGAUAGUGUUAUAAUCGGUGAUGACAAAGGGCAAAGUUGCUGGUUAAAAUUAAUCAUUCUGAUACAAGGCUGGAUCAAAUUUGCAAACCAAUUUUUUCAACAUUUAUUUGUCUCUAAACGUGCAAUAUUUAUGGGCAUAGUGUUCAAAACUAGCCAUAUUGUUUUUAUUUACAUGACAACUAAUUAUGUAUGACAAAUAAUUGUUAAUAGCCAGUCAAUGCAAGAGACGCUGCUCUAAAAAGAGUCUUACAACCAGUACUUGUCACUCAGAGCACAUCUAAAAAUAUAUGAAUUACAAAUAAAAAUAUUAUUUUAACCAAGAGAAGCUUAACUAAGCCAGGAUAGACCACUUAAUAAAUGACAUUUAUAACACAUAAGGCAAAGCCAGAGCAUAAUUAAAUUAUCACCAUUAAUAAAGUUGCUCUAAUUAUAUUUUCCGAAUGUGUUAGUGGUAUGUGUGAAUACAUGCCACUGUCGGUAAAAUUAUUUCUUGAAUGUUUAUGAAUUGUCAUCAUGUUGUUACCAAUAAUAUCUCAUUUAACAAUCUGGACUUGUUAGACAGUGAAAUAUGCCAUAACUUGAAAACGUUCUGAUCCAUUUACCUUAUUUAUCCUUGAUAGAACAAGAAUUGUUUAUGGCAGUGCCAUGAAUAAGUGCAAGACACUAACACUCAUUAUAACAAUCUUUGUCUUGUUUUUUUUUUUAGACUGGUUAUUCUUAAUGUGAUAUUUUUGGUAACAGAGAGACUAAAAUACAGAUAAUUAUUUUAGCUAUAUUUUUAAACAUACUAAAAUAAAUAACCGAACUCCAGUGUAAAAUAGAAGAAAACUUGUUGGUGUUUUUCUUACAGAUACAGUCAUUUUAGUCACACAUCUUUUCAUGUUCUUUUUUCUAUGUAUGAUUUUUACCUUAAUCAAAAACAUGCAUAGCUCAGUAAAUUGUACUUGUAACCUGGAAAUGACUGUACUUUCUUGAAAAUAAAAAAGUGAAUCUUGUUACAUGGCAAGAUUCUGAUUUGAAAUGA